Fomitopsis serialis is the source of this 2126-nucleotide messenger RNA. Its product is annotated as P-loop containing nucleoside triphosphate hydrolase protein. The coding region runs from base 38 to 1981 and encodes 647 amino acids. Lineage: Eukaryota; Fungi; Basidiomycota; Agaricomycetes; Polyporales; Fomitopsidaceae. Gene Ontology annotation, molecular function: nucleic acid binding; ATP binding. The transcript is spliced from 6 exons. The record is from RefSeq and is a predicted model, not a curated record. Gene Ontology annotation, cellular component: nucleolus.
ACGCUCGCUGCUCGCUGCCCAACAGGUCCUCCUCACUAUGCCUCCCGAUGCACGCCUGACAGACCGCAAGACCUCCUUCGCCUCCUUCUCACAUAUCCUCGAUGCCCGCAUCCUGCGCGCCCUCGCCGACAUGGGCUUUGCCCGCCCGACCCUCGUCCAAUCCAAAGCAAUCCCUCUCGCUCUCGAGAACAGAGACAUCCUCGCGCGCGCACGGACUGGGAGUGGGAAGACGGCUGCAUACUGCAUUCCCGUUACACAGAAGGUGUUAAAUGCUAAAGCUGGCAUACCUGCUGAGGCCAGCUCGAGACAGGCAACUCGAGCACUGAUUCUUGUUCCUACUCGCGAGCUCUCAGAGCAAGUAUACACGCAUCUCAAUGCCUUGCUCGCGUACUGCGAGAAGGAAGUGACGGUGGCUAAUGCGUCCACGGCGAGCUCUACACAGCUACAAAAAUCCCUCCUCUCCGAUCAUCCCGACAUCGUGAUUGCGACACCCUCCCGCGCACUCGCCCUCGUCCAAUCAAAAACACUAUCACUGACAUCCCUCGACACCCUCGUGAUCGACGAGGCAGAUCUCAUCCUCUCAUAUGGGCACGACACAGACAUCCGCGCGCUGCUCUCCGGCGGGCACCUCCCGCGCGUGUUCCAGUCCUUCCUGAUGAGCGCGACCAUGACCGAGGACGUCGAAGCGCUCAAGGGCCUCGCGCUCCGCAGCCCAGCCAUCCUGAAGCUCGAAGAGGAUGAGGAGGAACAUAAUCUAGCCCAGUUCAGCGUGCGCUGCAGCGAGGUCGACAAGUUCCUCCUGACGUACGUCGUCCUGAAGCUCAAGCUCGUGAAGGGCAAGUGUCUCAUCUUCGUCAACGACGUCGAGCGCUGCUACCGCGUGAAGCUGUUCUUGGAGCAGUUUGGUAUCAAGAGUUGUGUGCUCAACUCGGAGCUGCCGCUCAAUUCCAGAUAUCACGUCGUGCAGGAGUUCAACAAGGGCGUGUAUGAUUACAUCAUCGCAUCCGACGAGAGUGCGAGGCAGUCAGAACAGGACUCGGAUGACGAGGAAGAGCCGACGGGCGACGGUGAGGAUGUAGUCGAGGAGGGCGGAGAUGCAGCUGAAGACGAUGAGUUCACCACCACCCAACGCGAACAACCGACCGCAUCCACCUCGUCCUCCAAGCCCACCCAAAAGCGCAAGCGCUCGCCGUCUCCCUCCGCAAGCAAAGACGACGCCAGCAAGUCGAGCAAGCGGAAGCAGAAGGGCAAGCACGCGCGCGACGCGGAGUACGGCGUCGCGCGGGGCGUAGACUUCAUCGACGUCGCGUGCGUGCUCAACUUCGACCUCCCGCGGUCCGCGCGCGCAUACACGCACCGCGUCGGGCGCACGGCGCGCGCGGGCCGGACGGGUAUCGCGCUCUCAUACGUCGUCCCCCGCGAGCAGGUCGGGAAGAGCAAGGUCGUGGGGAACGUACCCGGCACGGAGCGCGACGAGGAGGUGUGGGCGCGCAUUGAAAGGCGGGAGAAGGAGAAGGGGAGGGAAAUGAAGGAGUACAAAUUUGAUAUGAAGCAGGUGGAGGCGUUCCGGUAUAGGAUGGAGGACGCGCUGAGGGCGGUCACGAGGGCGGCGGUGAGGGAGGCGAGGAUCAAGGAGCUGAAGUCGGAGAUCUUGAACUCGGACAAGCUGAAGGCCCACUUCGAGGACAACCCACUCGAUCUGGAGUACCUCAGGCACGACAAGCCGCUCCACCCUACACGCGUGCAGCCGCACAUGAAGCACGUACCAAAAUACCUGUUGCCUCGCAUCGCGCCUGUGCCCGGCGCCGAAGCUGCUGAGGGAUCGACAACCGGGGAAGGCGGCGAGGGAUUCGUGCCCUUCAACAAAAAUGGCGCACGAGGAAGGGGCAGAGGCAGGGGACGGGGCGGUAGAGGCGGCAGGGGAGGUUCCGCAGGAAGGGGACGGAAAAAAGCCGACCCGUUGAAGAAGUUCGGGCGAUAGAGCUGGUUUGGAGUCGUCCAUGUCUACCCCUGGUCUAUCCUGUAGUCAUACAUAGUUGGCUUCGUGAUGUCCCAUCCGGCUCUUAUUAAUUCAGAGUCCGUACGAACAGCAACAGAGGUUCGACGGACUAUGUAUGUCCCUCCCA